Medicago truncatula (barrel medic) is the source of this 2233-nucleotide messenger RNA. Its product is annotated as protein LATERAL ROOT PRIMORDIUM 1. Bases 842 to 1870 code for a protein of 342 amino acids. The transcript has 2 exons. Gene Ontology annotation, biological process: positive regulation of DNA-templated transcription. Gene Ontology annotation, cellular component: nucleus. The record is from RefSeq and is a predicted model, not a curated record. Gene Ontology annotation, molecular function: DNA-binding transcription factor activity; DNA binding. NCBI's taxonomy places the organism in Eukaryota, Viridiplantae, Streptophyta, Magnoliopsida, Fabales, Fabaceae.
UAUCUAAAAUCACAAAGGCUGGUAGAUAAUUGGAGAGAGAAGAGAAAUCAAUCUUGAGUUUCACUUUCCAGGAAGCCCUAUUAGAAAGAGAAGGUUUAUGAAUGAAAGAAAGAAAGAAAGAAAUAAGAAGAUGACUGAAGAAGAAAAUGGUCGGCAACAACAAUAAAAAAAUAGAAAUAGAAAAAGGUCGUUAUUGAAUUUUCUCAUUCAUUCACUGCUCUUGCUCACUGUUAACACUGCAACCAACACUCUUCUGUUUGUGCUGGACCCUCUUCUCUCUCACAACUUAACCAUAACUUUUUCUCUUCCAGUGGAAAAAGCCAAAUUGACAGUAGUAGUAGUAGCCACAAUUACAGCUCCAACAGCAACAGCAACAGCAACAGCAACAGCAGCAGAAGCUGAAACUACCAGAAAUCCAUCAGAAAACAACAACACCAGAAUCAUCAGAUUUACUUGUUCCUUCUUCCUCUCCACACAUAUAAACAGAAACAAUUUAAGAAUAUCUAUAUCUAUAUUAUAUUCUCACACCCACCAUUUAAGAUCUACACCACCCCCACAUUACAUUACAUCACAUACAUAUAUAGCGUUACUUUUACUCUAAUUAUAACAAAUAUAUCAAAACCAUAUAGUUGUGGCUACUACAAGGAGAUUGCCUUCAGAUUCAGGAGCUUUUGCUGAUUGGGCACCAACUAAUUCAUCAACAACCCUUCGUGCUGCUGCUGCUCCAGAAGAUCUUUCUCUCGGUUUCAAUGCGGCUCCCACCGCCGGAAACGCCGGACCUUCCACCGGACCCACCACCGGAUUAUAUAAUUCAUCUAGGUCCAUUAAUUAUGGACCUGAGAUGGGUAUGUUUGUUGUAGCACCUUCUUCUUUUCAUCAUCACCACCAUAAUAACAACCACCAUGAAGCUCUCAUGUCUGAUCCUCACUCUCUUAACCCCGCCACCGCUCUCGGUGUUGGGGUUAUACCUUUACUCACAGCUUCUCCAUGUCUUGAAAAUGAAAACAUGUUAAACAGUAGAAGAAACCAACAAGGAAUUCAGUUUUGGCAUGAACAACAUCAUCAACAACAGCAACAACAAAGUCCACAUUCACACUAUUUGAAAAAACAACAAGGUUUUCUUGAUCAUCAUAAUACAAGUCCAACAAAUUUGGUUCAUGGUGGUGGGUUAACUGCUUCUGGUACCAGUAGUGGUGGAGGAACAACAACGUGUCAAGAUUGUGGAAACCAAGCAAAGAAAGAUUGUAGUAAUAGAAGGUGUAGAACUUGUUGUAAAAGUAGAGGUUUUGAUUGCCCUACUCAUGUUAAGAGUACUUGGGUACCUGCUGCUAGAAGAAGGGAACGUCUUUCUUCUACCGCGACAACGACGGUGGUUGCUGGUGGUGGUUCUAGUGGUUCAACUUCUGGUGCUAAGAAACCUAGACUUAUUGCUUCACAAACUACUUCUCAUACUUCUACUUCUAAUACUACCCCUCCUCGAAGCUUUGAUACUACCUCUAGCCAUCAAGAUGCAGGUUUCAAAGAUUCAAUGCCGGGUCAAGUACGUGCACCGGCGGUAUUCAAGUGUGUUAGAGUGACAUCAGUGGAUGAUGGAAAAGAUGAGUAUGCAUAUCAAGCUGUAGUGAAGAUUGGUGGCCAUGUUUUCAAAGGUUUUCUUUAUGAUCAUGGUGUUGAGAAUAGGGAAGUUUAUCCUAACCUUUCUGAGCUUCAUUUAGGUGGUGGUGGUGGAAAUAAUAAUGGUGGUGCUAAUAGAAAUGGAGUGUCUUCUUCAUCACCAAUGAUGGAUCCUUCUCAUGAUGUUUAUGCAGCAGCUUCAAGUGGUGGUGGAGGAUUACUUGGAGGUUCAGCUUAUGGUAAUCAAAUAAAUUGAACUGUCUUAAUGUUUUUCCAAGUGCAGCAAGGUAUUAAUAGUUAUGCUUGGAGAGGCUUAUGACGUUUGUAGUAGUAAUCUUUGAGGGGUGGGGAAAUUAAUCAAUUUUCUUCUAUAUAGGUUUUGUACCUUAUUGCAUAUGUCACUCUUUUCUGCAUUUUUCAACAUGGUUUUAGUUUCUAUUCUUUGUUCUCCAAAAUUUGUCUUUGUCAUUUUAUGAGAUCAAUGAUCAUUCAAUGACAAAGGAGAGUAUCAUUAUUUAACUGUUAUAGACAAAUAGUUUAUGUAUCAAAUUAACUCAAAAUGGAAAAGCAAAGGUCCAUUAAUCUUGUUUUAUUAAUAGUUAAUCUCACUGUUUUUAAA